Messenger RNA from Theileria parva strain Muguga, 1222 nucleotides. It is a transcript of the gene VPS4A, whose product is annotated as ATPase family associated with various cellular activities (AAA) family protein. NCBI's taxonomy places the organism in Eukaryota, Apicomplexa, Aconoidasida, Piroplasmida, Theileriidae. Gene Ontology annotation, biological process: endosomal transport; vacuole organization. Gene Ontology annotation, molecular function: ATP hydrolysis activity; ATP binding. The transcript has 10 exons. Bases 1 to 1176 code for a protein of 391 amino acids. The record is from RefSeq and is a predicted model, not a curated record.
AUGAAAAGGGAAGUAGAAAAAGCCAUUGAAUUAACGAGAGAAGCAAUUGACCUGGACAAUAGAAAGGAAUACAAGAAAUCACUAGAUAUGUACAUUAAGGCUCUACAGCAAUGGUCAAUGAUUUGCAAGUGUGAAACAAACACUAACUUGAGAGACAAGUACUUCAAUAAAAUGAAACAGUACCUUGAAAGAGCUGAAAACAUUAAAUCAUACCUAAAUACCAACACUACUGUUUGUCCAACUCCCUGUAAACUACCCUCUGAUGCACCUACCACACCUCAUGAUAAUGAAUAUUUUAAUGAGUUUGAGUCUCUGAUUAAUAAAAAUUCUAACGACAUACACUGGGACGACAUUGUUGGCCAUGAUAGUGUAAAAAUCAUACUGAAAGAAUCGAUUUUACUACCUAUGAAAUUCCCCAAUUUAUUCUCCAGCAAGAAUAUCAUCAAUUAUAAUUGUAUUUUAUUGUAUGGGCCUCCUGGGACUGGUAAAACUCACCUGGCCAACGCCUUGUCAAAUGAGUUUAAAUACCACUUUCUGUCAAUUUCUAGUAGUAACAUUCUCAGCAAAUACUACGGGGAAAGUGAAAGAUACAUACGAAAUUUAUUUAACUUUUGUAUAAUGAAGAGUCCUUGCGUGCUUUUCAUUGACGAAAUCGACUCCAUUUGUAACACUCGCAAUUCUAACCAGCAUGAAGCAACAAAUCGAAUCAAAACUGAAUUUAUGAUCCAGAUAAACCGUUUAAGUAAUGAGGGAAAUGUUCUAUUGCUAGGAUCCACUAAUUUACCUUGGUUACUAGAUAACGCCAUAAUUCGGAGAUUUGAAAAAAGAAUUUACAUUCCCCUACCUAACCAAAAUAAUAGAUUUGACCUCAUAAAGAAACUACUAACAAACGUAAAACACACCUUGGCUGAUUCUGACCUUCAUUACAUGUCUGAGAACACUACCAACUUUAACUGCUAUGAUAUAAAUAUUUUGGUUAAAGAAAUUGUUCUUUACACUCUGAAGAAAUACAAUAAUAAUGAAAGUCUUCUAAACAUCAACGAGGAUGACCUAAUCAUACCAACCAUUAGCAUUGAGGAUGUUAAGGAGGUUUUGAAAGACUUUAGACCCUCUGUUGCUGUUGACGAUAUUAAACUUUAUGAGCAGUGGACUCAGCAAUAUGGCACUCAACUUUAAUUUCAUUAUCAGAUUUAUCAUGUAGUUUAAUGUAUUACACUCUUCA